CCCAGACCCAGCCAGCCGCCACUUGGGGAAAAGUCACGGGAGACAAAGGAGCCAACGACUGCCGUCAGGAAAAAGGGACACAGCCCUCAAAGCCACCCACGGAGAGAGAGAGAGAGAAAGAGGAGCCACUCAAGGCUUGUUUGCUCAAGACAACGUUGUCGCGUAUCGUCGCGCAGGCACGAGACGAGACAAUCUGGCACCGCUGCGGUUUCGCUCCAAUCUGGACGCGUGUGUUUCUGUCGUUUCUGACAUCGACUGUGGAAGUUUGCCAGCCUGCUGAUGGAACAAAAAGCCAAAAAACUCUAAGAUGGAAGACGGUCAACGCCAAAUCGCAUAGAGGAUGGAGACAGUUGUCACUGUGGCGGACCGCUUCUGUUUUUUCCAGUUUUACCAUCCAAGACAGACUGUGUAUCCAAAUUAAGGCUCGACCCCCCCCCCUUCAAUCAACCCAAAACACAAAAGGUCCUCUUGUCCAAGCGGCUGAGUGGUCACCAUGGCGAUGGUUGUCAUGAUGCAGACGUAGCCACCUGAAGGCGUGCGGCGAACGACGCGGGAUGGGCAGCGCUCCGUAUCCGGGUGGCGAGUGGAAGGGGAAGAGCAAGGGGGGCCUUCAGGAGCUGGGUUGCAUGCCCUGGAAGGUCAGCAAGCAGAAAUGCCCCGGCGGGGUCGCCAGAGCGCCGGAGCGCAAGUGCGGGGAAGCGCACCAGGAUAUUCCCACCUUCUCCUGCACGCUCACCACGCCGCAGCUUCCUCGAGCCUCAGCCACACGUGCGACCAUUUACCACGAGAAGCAGCGGCGGGAGCUGUGCGCCCUGCACGCGCUCAAUAACGUCUUUCAGGACGGCUCAGCCUUCAGCAGGGACGCCUUGCAGGAGAUCUACCAGAGGCUUUCCCCCAGCACUCUGGUGACGCCUCACAAGAAGGGCAUGCUGGGAAACGGGAACUACGACGUGAACGUCAUCAUGGCCGCCCUGCAGACGCGGGGCUUUGAGGCAGUUUGGUGGGAUAAAAGGAGGGACGUCGGCAGCAUCGAGCUGGCCAACGUGACCGGCUUCAUUCUCAAUGUUCCGUCCAAUUUGCGCUGGGGGCCUCUGCAGCUGCCGCUCAAACGCCAGCACUGGAUCGGGGUCCGGGAGGUGGCGGGCGUCUACUACAACCUGGACUCCAAACUGCGUGGCCCUCAACCCAUCGGGAGUCCAGAUGAGCUCAGGAAGUUCCUCCGCCAGCAGCUGCGAGGGAAGAACUGUGAACUUCUGUUGGUGGUGUCGGAGGAAGUGGAGGCGCGACAAACGUGGCGGUCCGACAGCUGAGAACGCCCCGGGCAGCCAAUCGCAGCCGGGCUUUUCCCCUGCCGUUGAGAUUUAUUCACUGGUGGAUUUAUUUUAUUUUCUUUUCCCUCCUUUGGCGUUUACACGAUCAAUUGCUGAACUCUAGCGAACGGAUUCCAAAGCGGUGACGAAAGCAAACACUUUCCAGGGAGGACCAGUGAAUGACAGCUCUUGACUUCAAAGAAGACACUGUUCAGUUUCUGCUUUUUCUUUUUCUUGUUUUCUACAACUUGACUUAUUUUUCACUCAGUUGCGAUCUGCUGGUUUAUAUAUAUAAUUUUUUUUCCUUUUUUUACGGUUCACAUCCUCAAAGUCCCGGAGUACUCUUGAAAUGUUGUCUCGCCCUUUGCCGAGGGGAGCAUUUCUUCGCCGUUCCUUCAGUUUCACCAAAGCGUGCUCUCGUUCACCCCCGACAAUGUCUGACUCUUCGUUUGCCAUUGCUUUGCCGCAACACUUUUUGUACUGCAUACGACGAGAGUGCGUCUCGCAGACUGUACACUUUGUGCAGACGCAGGACUACUGAGGUGGCAACAAAAUGCAAGACCCACCAGAUACUAGCGAGUAUUUUGGGUAGUGCAUCCUAUUGUAUUUUUGAUGCUACAGCAGUACUACAGUAUCAUGAGAACAUCACUAUGGAAAGCUGCUUGAGCAAAUGUUGGAUAUCCUUAAUCUCCAGGUUAAAGGUCAGUCUACUAGAAUGCCGUGUCCUCACUAGCAUGACAAUUCAGCACACUAGUACAACGACUAUCUUAGUAGUAGUAAUGUUUUUUUUUUUCCACUGCUGUAUGACUUUUCUGCAAACAUUAGCAACUACAUGUUACUAACGAAGCACAACUGUGAACUAGUUAACAUCUGUGUGCUACUAGUAAUAUUAGUGAAGUUGCUAGACAUUAACUAGUAGAUUUUUUUGUCACUUGUAGUACUAAUAGUACACAGCUGUCAAAUAGUGCACAAUUUUGCCCCACUAAUACAAUGACUAUCUUAGUAGUAGUAGUCGUGUUUUUUCCCACUGCUGUAUGACCUCCGACAAACAUUUGAGGUAACUUUGACAAGACUAGCAGUACAACUGCAUGUUACUAACUAAGCACAACUGUGAACUCGUUGACAUUUGUGUGCUACUAGUUAUACUAGUGAAGUGCUAGACAUUAACUAGUAGAUUUUUUUGUCCCUUGUAGAACUAAUAGUACACAGCUGUCAAGUAGUGCACACUUUUGCCCCACGAGUAACAUGUAGUUUCGAUACUAGUAUGCCAUUGUUUCUCUGCUAGCGUGUACUAGUACUCUGAACUUCUGUUGGAUAUCAAGGACAAAAAAAAUUAUUGAAAUGGUUUUCUGGAAAGCCAUUUGCAUCUAUUUGAUACCCUUGAUAAGAAGGUUGCUCGUCAACGAUACGUAUCUACUAUAUAGUAUUUUAAAUAAGUUGACGGUUUAAUUGCAUAAUAGUAGCCCAAAUGUGACACUAAUACGUUCUACUAAUGUGAAUAAUUGGUUUACUGGUGAGGACAGCGUACGGUAUUACAGUAGUACAUGUGCAGUACCUUAAGCUAGAUAUCAAGGAUAUUGAGUAAAUGCUGUAGCGCCUUCCUGUAUAUCACAGUAUUUCACAAAUUCCAAAAACUGCAGAACCAUGUUUGCACACUUCCAUUUCAUGCAAAAAAAAAAAAAAACUAUCCAGUGUAGAGUUUUUGUAUCACCUUUUUUUCCCCCCGUAUGUUUUUUUUUUUUUUUUUGCAGUUGCGACGUAUGCAGUACCACAGUGGAAAGCCACAUUUGGCGCUCGUAGCUUUAGUUCACCGUUCAAAGUGGCAGGGACUUAAAUUCAGGAAGUCGGUCUCUGAGCAGCUGGCGAGGCAGCAGCCGGUGCAUUGAUAAAUUCAUAUUUACGCGGGUGCAUCCCCCCCUACGUUAACACUUUUAGCGGCUGUACUUGUUGGACGACAGCACAGUUUUGUGUAUCUGCUUGCAUUUGCUUUUGUUUUCUCACCAAUCCACCGUUGUCAUCCGAAUGUCACGUGUUCCUUGUUUUAAAGCGGCACAGAUAAAAUUGUAAUUAAUUCAAACUACGCCAAAAUGCAGAGGGGGGGGACUUCUCUUUUGAUUUAUGAAUGCACUGUCUCGUAUUUAAACAGAGCAUUGUAUUCAUUUAAUUGCCAUACAGCGACGCAGCAAAGGACCGCGUCGGUCCGAAUGAAGCUCCUCAAUUCACCUCGGCAGUUCCAUGGCGCCAAAACACCAACCGAUGCGCCAAAGCAUUGUUUUUUAUUCCUUUGGCCUAAGCAUGUAAACAGUGGAUGGGUUUAAAAAUAAAAAUGCAGGAGGGGGUGAAUUUAUGAAAGAUUAACUGACUCAAAAAUUGAGGAUGAUUGUUUAGUGUUUUUUGUAUACAAUCUACCAUUUCUUACCAAACCUCAUAUGUUUUUUUUACUCAACUGUGAAGUUUUACAACACUUCUCAGACAGUUAAUUGAUCUCUUUUUCUCAAAAUAUUUUCAACAAUUUUAAUGGGGGCAGAACAAUUAUAUCCAUUUGUAAAAAAUAAAAAAAUAGGAAAUGGACUAUAUUUGGACAUGUUUCCGCCUGACAGCGGAAAAUAGGAAAUUGACCAUACUUGGACGUGUUUCCGCCUGACAGCGAUGGCAUGCUGUUUGAGAAUUUUUGUUGUUGUUGUCCUACUUCAGAACUAAGGCUUAUUUUGUGUUACACAGUCAAAAGUGUCAGGACAAGCAAAUAAAGAUGAUUAUUUAUGAAUAACUGUUGAAGAUGGAAGUCAUCUGAUGACUUUGUCGUUCCAUGAUGAAACAGAAUUGCUGAUGCGUCAGCACGCUUGCCAACUUGUAGCUGCUCUCGAAGCUCCUCAGAGAAUGUUUGUUUUCAUUUGCUCGAACAAUGCGGAGGGGGUGACCGUUUAAAAAAAAAAAAAAAGUGCCAUGUGGAUGUUUUGUGAAAUGAGCCUUAUGAGAGAUUUGUCGUCGUAGCUCUGAGAUGAUUGAGCUGAAAUGUAUUGCCUUCGGGACAAUAUUGGCCUUAACUUGUUUACAGGCAGUUCCACGCGUGUAUUCCAAAGCGCCGUCAAAGUUGUCUUCGCUCUCGCUGCCAAGGAUUUUUUUGUCAUAUACAAUGCUUAUCAUUUGUAAACGGUGAUUGUUUACCUGUCCUGAUCCAAUGCCAUGUCAUAUGUUUCUUUCUUUGCCACAGCAAUCAAUAUCACAGCGUCCAGUUUUAACAAAAAAAAACUACAUCACUUUUUUUUUUCCUGUGUAAAUUUCAAAUGCUUAUAAUUGCACUUUAUGUCAAAGCUGCAGUGCGAGUGUAUUAAAUGGGCCAUUGC
Messenger RNA from Syngnathoides biaculeatus (alligator pipefish), 4654 nucleotides. It is a transcript of the gene josd1, whose product is annotated as Josephin domain containing 1. The transcript has 6 exons. Gene Ontology annotation, biological process: protein deubiquitination. The record is from RefSeq and is a predicted model, not a curated record. Gene Ontology annotation, molecular function: cysteine-type deubiquitinase activity. The coding region runs from base 555 to 1310 and encodes 251 amino acids. NCBI's taxonomy places the organism in Eukaryota, Metazoa, Chordata, Actinopteri, Syngnathiformes, Syngnathidae.